GGGUUAUUGUCAUAGAAACCAACUUUAAAAACAUGGGUGGACUGUCACCGCCCCAAAAGUCUUCAGUCUCACAAAUGCGACAAAAAGCGCUGAAAUGCACCGUCGAAAUGGAAAUUCAAGCCAUCACUUGUCCGGGGGUAGCGUUACUAUCUCAAGAGGACAUAUAUCUGAGUGUUCGGAUAAUGGGUCAGUAUCAGAAGUCCAAAUGUGUACCUCCUGUCUUUCCUCUUGUGCUGCACGAACAAAUUGUGUUUGUGAAGACCUUUGUAGGAGUGGUUGACCCAGGUGUUAUUGCAGAGCAUCUAGAGAAUGAUACAACCUCUUUAGAGCUUAUUCAGCUUGUUCCUCCAGAAGGUGAGAUCCUGGCCACGUUUAAAGACAACACCCGGGAGUUUCUGUAUCCAGGUCCACGCCUGACUCCCAGAAGCCCCGGCCCAGAGAGAGAAAUUCUGAUGAAGAGAUCCGUCUCUUUCCCCGGAAUCUCUCCCAAAGUGGAGUUUUCAACAACGUCCAUUAUUGAAGAGAGUGAUGUGAAGCAUGAUCAGCCUCCCAUGUCUUCAUGUGGACCUUCCUCCAAGCCUCGUCAUGUGAGAAAUAGCCCUGCACCUGCAAAGAAGAGAAAACCACAUACAGCAGCACCUUGUGGAUACGAGAAGCCAACGGUAGCAUCCCAGAGCCACUCUCCUGCACCGUACACUCACCGUAAGAUGUGUCAGCUGUCCGAAGACACCAGACAGCGACUCAACCACCUCAAACUGGGGCCCUAUAUGUUUAAGAAAGAGACCGUCCCUCAGCCUCCUUUUGUGAUGCCCCGAAGUCCAAACGCAUCGUUGGUAGAAUCCGCCAUGCAUCCUCUAUCUCUGUCUUCUACAAAAAGAAGCCCCUUGCAUCUGCGAUCACGGAGCUACGCUGCAGAACUCACAGAUCCCUCUCUCCUUGGAAGUUUCAGUUCAAAGCCCACCCAGGCAUCCAUGCAGGCAGCCAGGAUUGCUCAGAAUAAAGUCCCUAAAGACCAUUCGACCCCUGUGUCCAGCGCUCUCAGAGAUCAGAGUCCGGUCCUGACCCGCUCCUCCCUUAGAGAACGGUUCCAGAGUUCCUCCAGUCCCUCACACUCAGUGGAAAUCCACAGACGAGUGCAGAGAAUCUUAAACACCCAUGGACCUCGCUGCAAGCUUUCCUUUGAUGAAGAGAGUGAGAAGGAAGGGGUCACACAGAGUUUACCUGGCCCCGCCUACCGUGGCUCACUGAUUGACAGCAGGUUAACUCAGGACAGGCUUCUUCCUGGAGAGCCAUCUGUUCAUUUAGACAACGGAACAUUUUGGAGUAACAAAGCAGCUGUCUACACAGGGAAGCCCCACAGAGCCAUAUUUGAAGAAAGUUUGAGUAAAAUCUACAAGAACCUUUACAGAAACGCAUCACAGUCAGAAAACAGUGGAUAACACG
Molecule: messenger RNA, 1443 nt
Organism: Xyrauchen texanus (razorback sucker)
Lineage: Eukaryota; Metazoa; Chordata; Actinopteri; Cypriniformes; Catostomidae
Gene: spata6
Product: spermatogenesis associated 6
Exons: 13
Coding region: 33-1439 (468 amino acids)
Biological process (GO): spermatogenesis
Molecular function (GO): myosin light chain binding
Source: RefSeq, a predicted model, not a curated record